CUCCGAGAGUUGGUGAGGGAGCCAGAUAAAAAAAUGGCUUUCAUCUGGAUUCUGUCGUGCCUUGCUUUCAUUGGAACAGCCUAUGGCUGUGGCGUUCCUGCCAUCCCUCCUGUUAUUACUGGCUACUCCAGGAUUGUGAAUGGUGAAGAGGCAGUGCCCCAUUCCUGGCCCUGGCAGGUGUCUCUGCAGGACUCCACUGGCUUCCACUUCUGCGGUGGCUCCCUGAUCAAUGAGUGGUGGGUUGUGACUGCUGCUCACUGCAAUGUCAGGACCUCUCAUCGUGUCAUCCUGGCUGAGCAUGAUCGUUCUUCCAAUGCUGAGCCCAUUCAGACCAUGACUGUUGGCAAGGUUUUCAAGCACCCUAACUACAACAGCUUCACCAUCAACAACGACAUCCUCCUGAUCAAGCUGGCCUCUGCCGCUAAGCUCAACACUCACGUGUCUCCCGUGUGCCUCCCUGGAACCUCCGACAACUUCCCUGGAGGCAUGAAGUGUGUGACCUCUGGAUGGGGCCUGACCAAGUACAACGCUCCUGAUACCCCUGCCCUGCUCCAGCAGGCCGCUCUGCCUCUGCUGACCAAUGACGACUGCAAGCGUCACUGGGGAUCCAACAUCACUGAUCUGAUGAUCUGUGCUGGAGCCUCUGGUGCUUCUUCUUGCAUGGGUGACUCUGGUGGUCCUCUGGUCUGUCAGAAGGAUGGAGUUUGGACUCUGGUUGGAAUCGUGUCCUGGGGAAGCAGUGUCUGCUCAACCAGUUCACCUGGUGUGUACGCCCGUGUCACCAAGCUCCGUUCCUGGGUUGACCAAACCAUUGCUAUUGUUACACUGAAUGACAAGAGCAGACAACAUUCAAGUGCAGCAAUGGCCUUCUUGUGGAUCCUCUCCUGUCUCGCCUUCUUUGGUGCAGCCUAUGGCUGUGGCGUUCCUGCCAUCCGUCCUGUUAUUACUGGCUACUCCAGGAUUGUGAAUGGUGAGGAGGCACGUCCUCACUCCUGGCCCUGGCAGGUGUCUCUGCAGGACUCCACUGGCUUCCACUUCUGCGGUGGCUCCCUGAUCAAUGAGUGGUGGGUUGUGACUGCUGCUCACUGCAAUGUGAGAACCUCUCACCGCGUCAUCCUGGGUGAGCAUGAUCGCUCAUCUAAUGCUGAGGCCAUUCAGACCAUUAGUGUUGGAAAGUCCAUCAAGCACCCUAACUACAACAGCUUCACCAUCAACAACGACAUCAUCCUGAUCAAGCUGGCCUCUGCCGCUAAGCUCAACACUCACGUGUCUCCCGUGUGCCUCCCUGGAACCUCCGACAACUUCCCUGGAGGCAUGAAGUGUGUGACCUCUGGAUGGGGCCUGACCAGGCACAAUGCUCCUGAUACCCCUGCCCUGCUCCAGCAGGCCGCUCUGCCUCUGCUGACCAAUGACGAUUGCAAGCGUCACUGGGGAUCCAACAUCACUGAUCUGAUGAUCUGUGCUGGAGCCUCUGGUGUCUCCUCUUGCAUGGGUGAUUCUGGUGGUCCUCUGGUCUGUGAGAAGAAUGGAGCCUGGAAUCUGGUUGGUAUCGUGUCCUGGGGAAGCAGCACCUGUUCCACUUCCACCCCUGCUGUCUAUGCCCGUGUCACCAAGCUCCGUGCCUGGAUUGACCAGACCAUUGCUGCUAACUAAAGCAGCCAUGGAUACUGUCUUUAGUUUCAUCAAUAAAGAUGUGU
Messenger RNA from Onychostoma macrolepis, 1697 nucleotides. Its product is annotated as serine protease 53-like. The transcript is spliced from 15 exons. Gene Ontology annotation, biological process: proteolysis. NCBI's taxonomy places the organism in Eukaryota, Metazoa, Chordata, Actinopteri, Cypriniformes, Cyprinidae. Gene Ontology annotation, molecular function: serine-type endopeptidase activity. The coding region runs from base 34 to 1653 and encodes 539 amino acids. The record is from RefSeq and is a predicted model, not a curated record.